ACCAUUCAUUCAUUUCAAUCAGCAAGUAGAGUGGCUUUAGCGUAGUGUUGCGGUUUCUAAUUUUACAGAAAUAUAUUCAUAAUUUAAGUUUUAUUAAUUAUUGAAUAUUUCUAUUAAGUGGCAUAAAGGCUAUAACAACGAAGAUUAUAAACGGUUUUAAGUUAUUUCAUACACGGCAUGCCUCCGGUAAAGGACGAGUCAAUACGGGAAACAAAUUGCCUGGAAAUUAUAAAUAUUGUGGAGAAAAGUCCCGCAAAAAGUACAUUGGUUGAUGUGAGGGCUUGCAACAAACCUGCCGCCAAGGUCUGGUUCCGCGGCGUGAGGAGCUCCAAGUUCCGCCAUGUGUACGGCGUGCCCUCAAAGCGGGAGCGUUGCUAUGACAACAUCAAGAUCACCAGGAACGCGCAUGACUCCAACUUCUGCGCCGUCAAUCCUAAAUUCGUGGCUAUCGUCACUGAAGUCGCCGGUGGAGGCGCGUUCCUUGUCCUGCCUUUGGAUCAUACCGGACGCCUAGACUUCAACGCGAGCCGCGUCACCGGUCACAAAGGCCCAGUCCUCGACAUCAAGUGGAACCCCUUCAAUGACAACAUCAUCGCGUCGUGCUCCGAUGACUGCACGGUGAAAUUAUGGCACAUCCCCGACGGCGGUCUUUCCAUGCAUCUGACAGAUUGGUUGGUGGAACUACACGGCCACAAGCGCAGAGUAGCGUAUAUCGAGUGGCACCCCACCGCCGAAAACAUCUUGCUGAGCGCAGGCUUUGACUACUUGAUCUUCGUCUGGGACGUGGGCAAAGGCGAGGCGGUGAAGGUGAUCGACUGCCACAGCGACGUGAUCUACUGCAUGUCGUUCAACCGCGACGGCUCCCUACUGGCCACCACGUGCAAGGACAAGAAGCUGCGGGUCAUUGAACCGAGGAGCGGGAUCGUGCUUUCUGAAGGCCCCUGCCACCUAGGCACCAAAGCGUCUAAAUGCACAUUCCUCGGCAGCUCGGGUAGAGUGCUGACAACAGGGUUCUCUCGCUACAGCGACCGGCAGUACGCGAUCUGGGACCAGCACAACUUGGAGAAACCUCUGGCCUGUGAGACCAUCGACAGCUCUUCCGGCGUCGUGUUCCCCUACUACGACCAUGAUACUAAUAUGGUUUACCUUGCGGGCAAGGGUGACGGGAACAUACGAUACUACGAAGUGGUUGACGAGGCUCCGUACGUACACUUCCUCAACCAGUUUCUGUCUGGCAACCCCCAACGCGGCCUAGGCUUUAUGCCAAAACGCGGCGUGAACACGGCCCUAUGCGAGGUGUUCCGCUUCUACAAGCUGCACACGUCCCGCGGGCUCUGCGAGCCCAUCGCCAUGAUCGUGCCACGCAAGUCCGACUGCUUCCAGGAGGACCUGUACCCGGACACGGCGGCGCCGCUGCCGGCGCUGUCGGCGCGGGACUGGCUCAGCGGCAUGAACGCGCCGCCGGUGCUCAUUAGCAUGAAGACUGGAGUAACGAUAUCGACGCACAAGCCGCGCACUAGCAACAAGGACGCGCCGGCGCUGCAGCCGCAGGACGCCAACAACCGCAAGAAGUUCGCCUUCCUCUCCCGGGAAACCACGCCCGACUACCGGCCUCUAGCCACCUGGCAGGAGACACACGCCAACAUCGACAACGACAUACAGAUGCAAGUGAUAGAGAAGUCCCAGAAAACGAGCGCGAACCAGAACACAAAGUUCCACCAGCUACAGAAGAUGUUCGGCAAGCAGAGCGGCGAGGCCGAGCCCGUGCCGCUCUACAAGCAGAUCAACCAGGGCGACGUGUUCAGCACAGAGAAUGAGCAGAUCAACCAGGGCGACGUGUUCAGCACAGAGAAUGAGCUGCGCCUCGCGUUCAACCGGCAAGGCGAGGAGCUACGCAUCGUGAAGCGUCAGCUGGCGAACAGCCAGCAGCGCGUGCGCGAGCUCGAGCAGACCAUUGCCGCCCUACAGUCGCACAUGCAGCGAGACGCUUCUUAAACACGCGCCCAUCGUGCAGCGCACACUGUAAACUUUGGUCACCGACGGACUUGGUUACACGUAACUAGUGGCGAAGCAGAUAAUGCCAGGAAAUAAUCUUUUUACUUAUGCUUGAUCACCGAACACAAAAAUAAAUCGCACAUUUUCCCAUGAAAUUAUGAGCUAAUGCUUAUAUAGAAUUUCCGAAUUCCCGAACUUUCGUGGAUAGAAAUGGUACUAGGGUAAUAAAUUAUGUAGCCAUAAACGUCUGUGCCUGUAGAUAUCAAUCUAUAGGCCCUGGACUUCUUUUUAAUAACCGGAAUUGCCAUGAGAACAUAUAGCCAAACACAGAUUUAAACUGUCACGAUUUUAACACAACACUUUAAUAACAUAGCCAGUUCAGUGGCAACGGAAUUGAGGCAAUUGAAUCACUAUUACUCAAAUUAGUCACAAGAGCGAUAACUUGCUCGCAUUUUAUCGCUUGUCACCAUUCCUGUCACGUUCUAACAAGUAUGUAAGUGUAAAAGUGAUGCAUGACACGACAGGCGAUAAAACGCGACAACUGAAUAUAAUUAUAUACCGUUUAGGUACUUACACCUGCCAUUACGUUUAGUAAUCUCUAUAACCGCCGCUACGUUACGUGUAACAAGAUAUUACAGUCUGAGCCCCUUUAGGGAGCUGGUUGAAGGAUUAACCUUAUAUGUACAAGGUUUGAGAGUGAUAAUAAUGUGACUUACGUUAGCUUAAACGGAAGUGUUUUUAGCUCGUAGGAAAUGCCAAAUGAAACGAAUGCGUUGCUAAUUUCUACCAGUAGAUAGGAUUUCUCAAACCUUUUUAACGAAAGAUCUCAUUAGCAACUCUAUAAUCGAUCUACCAUUCCAUCUGAACUUCUAGAAUCUUACUUGUAUUUCUAGUAGGACUAUGUUAGAAAUCAAAAAUGAUUAAGUACAAGUUUACAAUGUGCGAUGUCUUAAUGUUGUACUUGCUCAUAACGUGCUGCUAUUAUUUGCUAGUAAAUCAUUUAUUGACUUAUGACGCCAUGACCUCUCUAAUAGCCGUAAAGACGCUUAGUGUAUGAUGUAAAUUGUCUUGUCAUUUUGUCACAAGUUCUACAAAGUAUGCUCAAUGGCCACAGUAGAUAAAUGUAGGUCUGUAUGUGCACUUUUUAUGCUUGAAAUCUUUAAGAUGGCGGCUUCCAAAAAUUAAAACUUGCAUCCAGCAUUAGGGGCCAUAAAAUAAAUACCUAAGGGAUGAUUUUUGGACAAGUGGUCCUCCUAUACCAUUCAUGUAAAAUUUUACAAACUUCUCAAUUUGAACAUUACAACGGAAAAAUGUAUGCUAUGGUGGGAUGGAUGCACAUUCCAAUUGGCCUCUUACGUAAGCAAUGAUAAUAUGGAUAAUGGAUCAUCCUCCAUCAUUAAUUGAAUUUUCGACAGUUAGCAAAGUUGCCAAAAUGUGUUGUAAAUUUUAGAAAUGUUACUUUGUGUAUGUAAGCUUUUUAUUUCGCCAUGACGAAACUAAUCUUAAAUUAUCACAAAAUGAUGUAUCUGUUGAUACUGUAUUUCUUUACUGAUAAUGGUUUACAUUCUUUUAUUAGUGAUUUUAUAGUUUUGACAAUUAGUUAUUAUGUUUACAAUUAAUGUGCAAUUCAAAUCAGGGUGGAAAAGUUAUGGUUUGUUACGAUCAUAUAAAGGGAGGCACCUUAUUAAGAAGCACAUGAUAAAUUUUAUUCCAAGUUUUACAGUUAAGUUGACAUUUUGUUAGUGAUUGUUUUAAGAGUCUGAUUUUGAUAAUAGUGUUACCUGUUAUUUUAUAAUUACGAUGUGUAUGUGCUUUCUAUGUAGUUUUUGUAACAUUAUACUGUAUUAUUCCAGUUUAAGGCAUUUAACUUUUGUUGUAAGUAUGCAAUGAAUUAAAGUCUUAGAAUGAAUCUAUUUGAGUGCAAGCAAUUAACCCACAAUUCAGAAUGGUAAAGUUACCAGUGUUUCCUUAAAAAGUAAAUUAAAAAUAAACCUUGUAUUUUUAAGGUGCUAGUGUUUUUCAAAGAUCUUCGGACUAAUGAAACUUCUAACCUGACUAGGAAUUAAAAAGUAUUAUGAUGUAGCGUACUAGCUUAGCAAUGGUUUUAUAAACCAUUUGAUAUAACUUUACUAUUCAAAAGGCCCAAAUUUCUCAAAAAUAACGGUACUAAACAUUUACAUUCCAAUUUCAGUCUAAAAGGCAUAAUUAUUGUAGUAAGUAUAAUGAAAGUAUUAUUGUGCAUUAGCUGAUUUGAUUACUUACUCGGCUAAGUCAGUGUUAAUAUUUAUUAUCAUGUAUUUUUAUAUCAUGCUUGUGUAGCACAAAUUUUCAAAUAAAUGUUUGAACAGUA
Molecule: messenger RNA, 4345 nt
Organism: Cydia fagiglandana
Lineage: Eukaryota; Metazoa; Arthropoda; Insecta; Lepidoptera; Tortricidae
Product: coronin-2B-like
Exons: 13
Coding region: 178-1995 (605 amino acids)
Molecular function (GO): actin filament binding
Source: RefSeq, a predicted model, not a curated record